Acaromyces ingoldii is the source of this 1725-nucleotide messenger RNA. RefSeq names its product P-loop containing nucleoside triphosphate hydrolase protein. Gene Ontology annotation, biological process: double-strand break repair via synthesis-dependent strand annealing; interstrand cross-link repair; replication fork reversal. Gene Ontology annotation, molecular function: four-way junction DNA binding; hydrolase activity; ATP binding. The record is from RefSeq and is a predicted model, not a curated record. The annotation marks the transcript as partial. Lineage: Eukaryota; Fungi; Basidiomycota; Exobasidiomycetes; Exobasidiales; Cryptobasidiaceae. The transcript has 6 exons.
AUGUUGCGUAUUCACAGGAACCCGAAUGUGCCCUACAGACCAAAGGCAAUGAAGUUGCAGGUGGAUCGUGAGGCGACGAGAACAUGGGUCUAUCCUACGAACAAGGAGCAUAGAGACUACCAAUUCAACAUCGUUCAGCGAGCGCUUUUCAACAAUGUCUUGGUAGCAUUACCCACCGGCUUGGGAAAGACGUUCAUCGCUGCUGUCGUCAUCCUCAACUAUUAUCGCUGGUACCCCAAGGGCAAGAUCAUCUUCGUGGCGCCCACUAAGCCGCUGGUGGCUCAGCAACAACAAGCUUGCCAUGGCAUCUGCGGUUUGCCUUGGGAUCAGGCCGUCGAGCUGACCGGAGACACAAAGGCUUCUCUGCGUGGCGACGAGUGGAAAACGAAGCGUAUCUUCUACAUGACCCCUCAGACCUUUGAAAAUGAUCUUUGCUCUUCGGCUAUCGACACAUCAGAUGUCAUUUGUGUCGUCGUCGACGAAGCCCACCGAGCGACUGGCAACUACGCUUAUGCAAACGUCAUUAGGUACCUCACUGCCAGAAACCCCUUCUUCCGCAUCCUUGCUCUCACAGCAACGCCGGGAAGCAACACAGAAAAGGUACAAGAGGUCGUCGACAACCUGCACAUCAACUCGAUUGAAAUUCGCUCCGAGAAAGCGCUUGACAUUCGGUCAUAUGUUCAUACGAAGUCUGAGGAUCCCGUCGUUGUUCCUCUUGGCAGUGUGGUUUCGACUCUCAAAGAGGGUAUGUGCACCCUCAUGCGCGGCCCUCUCGAACGCCUCAACAAAGCAGGCGUCGUCCACCAGACCGAUCCAGCCUCGUUGCAUCCAUUCACGAUCACAUCGGCCAACGCGGACCCCAGAAAGCGAGCGGUCAUCUACCAGCAAAAACUCUUCCACGCCAUGAAGGAGAUGCGCCAGAUGGCUGAAGCGCUCCGAUACCUGACCGAGCACUCUGUGCGCAUGUUCUCGUCCCGGAUGCUUGAGCUUGAGACGGGCGUCAACAGCCGGGGUACCAAGGCUUCGAACAAGCAGACGCAAGCCAAGAUGAGGAGCAACACCAUCAUCAAAAACAUGACCAAAGUAUUCGAGGAGGCGCAGGACAAUUCGGGCCGUGUGUCGCAUCCAAAGAUGGACUAUCUCAAAGACGUCCUCCUUGCUCACUUUUCCGACCUUCAGGAAAAGGGCCAAGAGACGAGGGCCAUGGUCUUUUGUCAAUACCGUGAAUGCGUCAAUGAGAUCGUGGAGAUGCUCAACGAAGACAGGGGCGAAAUCCGAUCGACAAUCUUUGUCGGACAGGCUCCCGAUCGCAACGGUGGACGCGGCUUCACGCAGAAGGACCAAGAGCGUGUCAUUAAAGAAUUCCGCAAGGGCCAAUUCAACGUGCUUGUUGCCACAUCGAUCGGCGAAGAAGGGCUGGACAUUGGCGAGGUGGAUCUCAUUGUAUGCUACGAGGCUGUCAAGGAUUCAGUGCGCAUGCUUCAGCGCGUUGGCCGGACGGGGAGAAAACGAGACGGCCGCAUCGUCGUGCUCAUGUCCGAGGGCGUCGAAGAGCGCAAUUGGCAAAAAUCGAAGGACUCGUACAAGUCAAUCCAGCACGAGAUCACCUCUGGUGCAAGCUUCGAGCUCUAUGACGACGUACCUCGACUGGUGCCGGACGACAUUGUCUCCGAGGUCGAGUUCAAGGAGGUGGACCAGCCCACAUUUGAACCAGACCUGAUUCGC